Messenger RNA from Rhea pennata, 1516 nucleotides. RefSeq names its product spermatogenesis associated 2 like (gene SPATA2L). Gene Ontology annotation, cellular component: cytoplasm. The transcript is spliced from 3 exons. The coding region runs from base 81 to 1418 and encodes 445 amino acids. The record is from RefSeq and is a predicted model, not a curated record. NCBI's taxonomy places the organism in Eukaryota, Metazoa, Chordata, Aves, Rheiformes, Rheidae.
CGGGCGGCCUUCGGCGGCGGUGCGCUGGAGGGGCCCCGGCGCCCAACGCCCGGGGCUCCCGCCGCGGCGGCGAAUAAAGGAUGUGUUCCGGCGCGGCGCUGCGGCAGGAGUACCGGCGCUGCCUGGAGCGGGAGCUCCGGGGGGGCCGCGCCGGGGCCCCCUCCGACGCCUCCUUCGGGGAGACGCUCCGGCAGCGCCUGCGGGACGACCCGGCGCUGCUCCCGGCCCUGCAGGACGACGCCGGGGCUCUGCUGGCCAGCGGCCUGCGCGGCCGCCGCGACGCGGGGCAGGCGCUCCGGAGCCUGGCCGCUGCCUUCGAGGUGCUGGAGCUGGCGGCCCUCAACCUCUACCUCUUCCCCUGGCGCAAGGAGUUCGGCACCAUCAAGACCUUCUCGGGGGCGUACGUGCACCGGCUGCAAGCGGCGCUCCCCGAGGCCGAGCUCGUGCGGAGCUUCGGCCGGCUGGGCUACGUGAGGAGGGACGACCACCACCUCGCUGUCUCCCGGCCGCCCCCGGGGCCCGAGCUCGUUGCCACCGCCUGCGGCUUCUUCGCCUGCCGGCUGGAGUGCGAGAUCCUGGCGGAGAUGGUGCUGCGGCUGCAGCCGCGCCGCGUGCGCGCCCAAGACCUGCUCGAGGCGCGGCGGCUCGCCGGCGGCGUGGAGGCCUGCGUGGAGGCGCUGCAGCGCGACGCCGGCGACGGCUGCGGGGACGUCGUGGACCUGUACCGGGAGCCGCCGGCGGGCCCUGCCGAGACCAGCCCCGCGCGAGGCCGGCAGGAUGCGGCCCCCUUGCCGCUGCCCGGGUCCGGCCUGCGGGAGCGGAGUGCCAGGCUGUGGAGGGACCCGGCUGGGCCGCGGGGUGCUCAGGACGUGCCCAAAAGGGGCUGGGACCUCGCAGGACAGAGCGAGCUGGGGCAGGAGCCCCUCCCUGCCGAGGGCAACGCCAAUCCAGACACCUCCUCUCUCCUCUUCCUGGAGCAGGAGCUUGGCACGGCCAGCAGCUCCCGCGAUGCCGCGACUACGGGGAGCUCCUGCUGCUCCCCCCUUGCCCCCAUCCUGAGCUGGGCGGCAAACCGCCCCACGCAGGGCCCGGGCGGCAGGGCCGUGCCAGGGGAGCCCCAGCAGCCCCCAGCGAGCGGCAGGCCUGGGGAUUUGCCCCCCGCCGCCCCGCUGCCUGCCAGCGGGGAGGCACCGGAGCUGCCCUGCUACCAGCUGCACUCGUGCCUGCGCCGCGGCGCGUUGCCCUCGUACUGCUGCACCACGUGCCAGCAGCUCCACGCCGGCGCCUGCGCGGCCGUGCAGGCCUGCCGGACCCACCACCACGGCCAGGAGCUGCGUGGCGAGAAGCAGCAGCGCCUCUGGCUGCAGAGGACAGAAGUGGACAUGCUGCUGGCCGACGGCUCCGGCGCCCGGCCCUAGCUGGCAGCAAAGCUGCGGGACAGGGCUGCGGCCAGCUCCUGCCAGCCCGGCUUGAAGGGGAACUGCUGCUGGCCGCACUGCGUUUCCUGCGCAGCCGG